Messenger RNA from Mesorhabditis spiculigera, 906 nucleotides. Lineage: Eukaryota; Metazoa; Nematoda; Chromadorea; Rhabditida; Rhabditidae. The record is from the annotation of a GenBank genome assembly.
AUGACCAAGGAUCGGCUUGGAGCCUUAAAGGCUGCCCAAUCAGAAGAUGAGGGCGAUGAGGACAUGCAAAUGGAUACGGACAAUGCCCAGUUCAUGGAGGAAUUCUUUGAACAGGUAGAGGAAGUGCGUGGCAGUGUCGACCUUAUCGCCCAAAAUGUGGAGGAGGUCAAGAAAAAGCACUCGGCGAUCCUGUCCAAUCCCGUCAAUGACCCGAAAACGAAAGAAGAACUGGAUGAAUUGAUGGCAUCAAUAAAACGGACGGCAAAUAAAGUUCGAGGGAAGCUGAAGAUGAUUGAAAAUGCGAUUGAACAUGAUGAAUCGGCUGGCCAAGUUAACGCAGAUUUGAGGAUAAGAAAAACACAGCAUUCCACACUAUCACGGCGAUUCGUCGAGGUGAUGACCGAUUAUAACAAAACGCAGACAGACUACCGUGAGAGGUGUAAAGGAAGAAUUCAACGACAGCUUGAUAUUGCUGGAAAGCAAGUCGGGGAUGAAGACUUGGAGGAGAUGAUUGAGAGCGGAAAUCCUGGAGUGUUUACCCAGGGCAUUAUCACGGAUACCCAACAAGCACGACAAACGUUGGCUGAUAUUGAGGCAAGACACAACGACAUCAUGAAAUUGGAGACGUCCAUCCGAGAACUCCACGAUAUGUUCAUGGAUAUGGCCAUGCUUGUCGAAAGCCAGGGUGAAAUGGUCGAUCGAAUCGAGUACAACGUUGAACAUGCCAAAGAAUUUGUGGAUCGAGCAGUUGCGGAUACAAAGAAAGCCGUUCAAUAUCAGAGCAAAGCGCGGAGGAAGAAGAUUUGCAUAAUUGUGUGCCUAUGCGUGUUGAUCCUUGUCGUGAUCCUUGUCGUCGUCAUUUGGGUCGCCGUGUCGUCAUCAACCGCCAAGAAAAUCGCCCCGAAU